Messenger RNA from Microthlaspi erraticum, 552 nucleotides. Lineage: Eukaryota; Viridiplantae; Streptophyta; Magnoliopsida; Brassicales; Brassicaceae. The record is from the annotation of a GenBank genome assembly.
AUGAUACAUUGUCUCGAGCUCAUCUACUGGGAUACUUAUUGUCGUAUCGCUUUUUCAGCCCACCCACAUUCAAGGCGCCUCUUGCCCCUGAAGAUUAGGAACUGUUGCGUGAGGAUGAUGCUGUUACACCUAUUAAGAAAGAUGGCAUCAAGAGAAAAGAAAGACCAACUGAUAAAGGCCUACAAAUAUCAACCAGUUCAUGCUACCAAUAAAAACUUGCAGCCAGUUGAAGUUUUACCACUACUGCCACAUUUUGAUAGGUACGAUGAGCAUUUUGUGGUAGCGAAUAUUAAAUACGCUACCUCAUAUUGUAGGCAAACGAUCGUGGCAUGUUCCUGGUAUCAUUCGACGAUGGGACUGCUAGCUAUCUGGGAAGGAAGAUCUGAUGAGAUUGAACACUUUCCGGUACCUUCAAGGGUGACUAUGAGGCGCAGAUCGACUGUGUCAGUGAUAGAACAUAAAGAUUCAGGGGUUUAUUCGAAUUCUAGGGUUGGUGCUUCGAGCUCCAAGAUGAGAAGGCUAGCGAACGAAGAAGGCCUUGGUAGAUCUUAG